CCCGCCGAUCAUCCUCCCAUCACAUCGCGCCGGUCAGUGGUCACUCGCGCCGUAAUCACACGCGCCUUCCGUAACACUCGGGCGAGGAGCGGAAGCCACGAGAAGCCGAGAGCACGCACGCGCGCACGCGACGCCAACUAACGCGCCUCCCCCACGUUUCCAGGGAGCUCGCCACGUCUGACCAACCAGCCAACCAACCAACCACCACCCCGUGCUGGCCCGGAGAACUCCGACGAGGACGGGACGGAGCUGAACCGGGAGGCGCGGCCGCGGCGAUGGCCGGGUGGCGGGCCUAGGCGGGGGAGCGGCGAGCGCAUGGCGUCGUCGAGGGUGAUGGCGUCGUCGUCGUCGAAGCCGCCGUCGCACACGGCGUCGGAUCUCGCGCGCUUCGCGCAGGCAGCUGGGAGGCCCGGCGGCGGGGGCGGCAGCGGGCUGGGGUCCAUGAACGUGGAGGAGCUGCUCCGCGGCAUCUACGGCGACGCCCCCACGCCGGCGCCCGACCGGCCGGCGUCGCCCCCCGUCCCGCCGCUCCCGGCGCCAUCGCGGCAACAGGCGACCGCGCGGCGGACGGCGGACGAGGUGUGGAGAGAGAUCACCGGCGGUAGCGGCGGGGAGGAGGAGGCGGCCCCGGCCUCCGCUGGCGGGGCCGGGGAGAUGACGCUGGAGGACUUCCUGGCGAGGGAGGACGGCGCCGUCGUCAGGGGGACGGAGGAGCAGGUGGCGAUGCCGACGAUGGCGCUUCUCGGCGGGGCGGAGGGCGCGCGGGGCGGCGGGAGGGGGAGGAAGCGGCAGCUCAUGGACCCCAUGGACCGCGCCGCGAUGCAGCGGCAUAAGCGGAUGAUCAAGAACCGCGAGUCCGCCGCGAGGUCACGGGAGAGGAAGCAGGCCUACAUAGCGGAGCUCGAGUCGCUGGUCACCCAGCUCGAAGAGGAGAACGCCCACCUGUCCAAAGAACAGGAGGAGGCAAACCAGAGACGGCUGAAAGAGCUCAAGGAAAAAUUGACUCCAGUCAUUAUUGCAAAAACGCCGUCACAAGAUCUUAGAAGAACAAACUCAAUGGAGUGGUAGACAUGAGCCAAGCUCAGUAGCCAUCCCCUUACAGCUAUGUAGAUUUUGAUUUGUUUGUCUGUCAUUCCUCUGUUUAUUGGAGUUAACUCAGUUGUUGUAACUUAGUAGAUAUAGCAUAAACAGCUUAAAUGGAAUCAUAAUGUGUAGAGCGGAAGGCUGCGUUUGAGCAAAAUGGAAUCUCAUCAGCAGCUUAUAUUC
Molecule: messenger RNA, 1266 nt
Organism: Triticum aestivum (bread wheat)
Lineage: Eukaryota; Viridiplantae; Streptophyta; Magnoliopsida; Poales; Poaceae
Product: bZIP transcription factor 12
Exons: 4
Coding region: 316-1068 (250 amino acids)
Biological process (GO): positive regulation of DNA-templated transcription
Cellular component (GO): nucleus
Molecular function (GO): DNA-binding transcription factor activity
Source: RefSeq, a predicted model, not a curated record